CCAGUGCAGACCCGCAUGUUGAUACUUAAAAAAGGCCUGUCACCUCGCUAACAAGGCUGCCUGCGAAUGUCACUUGACACUUCAUCCACACUCUGGGCCACCGAACACUUCUUUAUUUCCGAUUUAACUAGCGACUUUGAAUAGUUCCCUUCGUUCUUUCUUGUCUUCGUCAUUGAUAUUGUAGCUAUGAAACAACCGAGAGGGCAAUACCCUCCCAACCAACAUUCGGCGACUGUCGAGCUCAACCCUCUCUCCUCGCGUUAUUCGUCCGCGCUAGAGUCUCCAUUUUUCAGUCCUCGGACUCAUGACUCUCGAAGACGAUGGAAAUGGAAACUUCGGAACUUUGCGUCCAAGUUCUGGCUAUGGGAAAUGUUCGCCUGUCUCAUAUCACUUGGUGUUGCUGGGGUUAUAUAUUGGCAGUUGAAGACAUUGGAUGGCCAGCUUAUAUGGUACUGGGACUAUGGAUGGUCUCCUACAUCAGGUCUUGCAUUUGCUGUUACAAUUACAAAGGCCUCUAUGAUGAUCCCAGUUGCAUCUGCUCUAGGCCAACUGAAAUGGCAUUGGUUCAGAACGUCACGUAAGCUUGACGGGAUGGAACACUUUGACGAAGCUAGUAGAGGUGUCCUCGGUUCGUUGCGACUCUUGUGGAGGCUUAAAUUCUGGCGUCUUGCUUCUGUUGGUGCCUUCAUCACUAUUUGCACUCUAUCUCUGGAUGCUCUAUCCCAAAAUGCAGUUCAGGUCAUCUCCGUUCCAUCUAAUACCUAUGGAUGCUACGUCGCGCGAACAAACACCUUCAACGUCUCGAGUCGCUUCAGCCAGAGGAAAAAGGACCUUCCGCCUUCGGACAUGCUUUCAGCCAUUUACUACGCCAUAACGACGGUCGGCAUGCCUAAUCUAGAGCAAGGCCUUUUCGAGUGCGCAUCUGGCCAAUGCGACUUCGGCACUUACGACUCUCUUGCCAUAGAUUAUCAGUGCAUUUCCUCUGACAUUACCAAAAACGGCUCGAUAGUACAGCACCCAGGUCUUACAGACCCAUACUUCUAUCUCGAUACAACAAGCGGAAUUAUCCAAUCAAACACAACGCGGGACCUACCUGACUCUGGAGACUUUCAUGGCCUUGGACCUCUCAUUUCGAGGUGGCUUGUGCUCGCAAACCCGAGCACUAUUAACCCAGAGCCACUGGGUAUGGAUUGCGCCUUCUACUGGACCAUCAACACGUACCACUCUGAGGUCAUGAAUAGCAGCUUUCGUGAGGAAAUUAACUCCACCUGGACUAACGAGACGACGGAAUCCACCCACAAAGAAGACAUCUACCUUAUCCCAGAUUCUUGUUGGCGCAACAACAUAUCAAUCUCUAAGACCGAUGCGGAGUAUCCAGAUUGCACGAACAUCGUCUACAACUUCGCGCACAGAUCUCUGCAAUCGUGGUUCGAUCUUUCAGAUUUUUCACUUACCGGUUGGGGCUUAAAUGAUACACAAUCAACUGACAAGCGCCUGUAUUGGGAUUUUACCAGCAUUUUUAUGCAGGCGAUAAUGGCAAAUCUUACGGACUCGAAUCAAACCGAGGUUGCGAAUACCAUCCGGACUACGGCUAAGAGACUCAGUAGCGCGAUGACGACGCUUCUAAGGCAAAAACCGUUAUGGACGACAAACACCACUUCAUUUUAUGGGAUAUCGAAUGGGACGACAAUUUGGCCGGAAGAUGUGUUUUAUCAAAUCAGAUGGGAAUACUUGAUUUUCCCGUUUGUCUUAGUUGGUAUCAGUACAGUUUUCUUCCUCGCUACAGUUAUAUUUACACGGGGAGAGGGAGGUUGGAAAUCUUCACAGCUAGCCGUCAUCUUCCAUGGGCUGUCGGAGAACGAUGCCAAGGCAGUUGGAAAUGUGAGAGGGUAUGCGGAUAUGAGAGAGCUCGGCAGGGACAUGCAAGUUCAGCUAGUAGAAACUGAUACCGGGAAGAAGCUGGUUAGUAGGGAGGUUUUGAUGGGGAUGUAAUAGCUAUAGAAAUAUUAACGUUAUGACGAGAAACGGCUUUUAGAUAGAAAGAGGUUGGACGAAAUGCAGUGUACAGUGUUGUAUAUAAACUUUCAGUUCCUAUGAUCGAGCUACGAACCCGAGCAGACAUUCCAGCCUGCUUUGUACGCAUUGAAACGCCGUGAACCCCGCCAU
This is a messenger RNA of Lindgomyces ingoldianus, 2166 nucleotides long. RefSeq lists its product as uncharacterized. Lineage: Eukaryota; Fungi; Ascomycota; Dothideomycetes; Pleosporales; Lindgomycetaceae. The transcript has 2 exons. The coding region runs from base 187 to 1992 and encodes 601 amino acids. The record is from RefSeq and is a predicted model, not a curated record.